Girardinichthys multiradiatus is the source of this 1975-nucleotide messenger RNA. It is a transcript of the gene gphra, whose product is annotated as Golgi pH regulator. Gene Ontology annotation, biological process: intracellular pH reduction. The transcript has 14 exons. Gene Ontology annotation, cellular component: Golgi cisterna membrane. The record is from RefSeq and is a predicted model, not a curated record. Gene Ontology annotation, molecular function: voltage-gated monoatomic anion channel activity. NCBI's taxonomy places the organism in Eukaryota, Metazoa, Chordata, Actinopteri, Cyprinodontiformes, Goodeidae. The coding region runs from base 92 to 1459 and encodes 455 amino acids.
GUUGAAAUGAACUAAAACUGGCCAGCAAUUUGCGGCGCACUCAGAGUGAACUUUCAAAGUGUUCCGGGUUGUUUUUACAGACAUCAUCGUCAUGUCGUUCCUGGUGGACUCAGUCAUCAUGUUCACCUCUCAGGUGCUGUUUUUUGGGUUCGGCUGGUUGUUCUUUAUGCGACAGCUGUUCAAAGAUUAUGAGGUGCGACAGUAUGUUGUCCAGGUGGUUUUCUCUGUCACCUUUGCAUUUUCUUGUACAAUGUUUGAGCUCAUCAUUUUUGAGAUUCUUGGGGCCUUAAGUAGCACUUCCAGAUAUUUCCACUGGAAGCUGAACCUCUACGUGAUUCUGCUGGUCCUGAUCUUCGUAGUGCCUUUCUACAUCGGUUACUUCGUAGUCAGCAACAUACGACUAUUGCAGAGGCAAAGACUUCUUUUUGCCUGUAUGGUGUGGUUCACCUUCAUGUAUUUCUUCUGGAAGUUGGGAGACCCCUUCCCUAUCUUGAGUCCAAAACAUGGGAUUCUGUCCAUUGAGCAGCUGAUCAGUCGUGUCGGUGUGAUCGGAGUCACUCUUAUGGCUCUUCUCUCAGGGUUUGGUGCUGUCAACUGCCCAUACACAUAUAUGUCCUACUUCCUCAGGAAUGUAACAGACAGUGACAUUCUUGCUCUGGAGCGGCGGCUACUCCAAACCAUGGAUAUGAUUGUCAGCAAAAAGAAAAGAAUCGCCAUGACAAGGAGGCAGAUGUACCAACGAGGGGAGGACCAAAACAAACAAACUGGUUUCUGGGGCAUGAUCAAGAGCGUCACCUCUACACAAACAGGCAGUGAAAAUCUGACUUUAAUCCAACAGGAAGUUGAUGCCCUGGAAGAGUUGAGUCGACAACUCUUCCUGGAAACUGUGGAUCUGCAAGCCACCAAGGAGCGAAUUGAGUAUUCAAAGACAUUCCAGGGAAAAUACUUCAACUUUCUUGGUUACUUCUUUUCCAUCUAUUGUGUUUGGAAAAUCUUCAUGGCCACAAUAAACAUAGUGUUUGAUCGAGUUGGGAAGACGGAUCCAGUGACGAGGGGUAUCGAAAUAACAGUUAACUACUUGGGCAUCCAGUUUGAUGUGAAAUUUUGGUCUCAGCAUAUUUCGUUCAUCUUGGUUGGAAUAAUAAUUGUCACUUCCAUACGAGGUUUGCUCAUCACACUUACAAAGUUCUUCUACGCAAUAUCGAGCAGCAAGUCUUCCAAUGUCAUUGUGCUUGUCCUCGCUCAGAUCAUGGGGAUGUAUUUUGUUUCAUCCGUGCUGCUGAUGCGAAUGAGCAUGCCGCUGGAGUAUCGCUCCAUCGUGACAGAGGUCCUGGGGGAGCUGCAGUUUAACUUUUACCACCGCUGGUUUGACGUCAUCUUCCUGGUCAGCGCCCUGUCCAGCAUCCUCUUCCUUUAUCUCGCCCACAAACAGGCACCAGAAAAACACAUGGCCUUCUGAUGACCUGCGGUGCGUUUUGCUCGCAUCGAUACAUGGGCUGAACUUCAUUCUGCAGUUCUAAGACGUACAGUAAUAAUUGUUUUAGGUAUUUAUUCCUGAAUCAGGAAUAACAUUUUGUUGGGUGGCUUUUGGAGCACAAGUUGAAGGAACUUUGCAACUGGACUCUCAUAAACGCAGAGUAUUUACAGAAAAUUGUUAGAAUUAAACAUAAAAGUUUCUUUCUUUGGUUAUUGUUUUGUAUUCUUUUGGCUAAUUGUUUAUGUGUUUUUUAACACACUGGUUUGAGCAAAACAUUUCUUGUUCCACCGCAGGUUUGAAAAAGGGGGAAAAGUUUUCCUACUGUGAUUUACUUUUUAUUGUAUUUUUUAAAUGUUCAUGUAAUUCAGUUUGGAAAGAAAACAGGAAUGUGUAAAGUCAGCAUUUCCUCCGAUGGAAUUUUUAUUCAAUGUAAGAAAUGUGAACUUUUUUUUUUAAACAUUGAAUAAAGGGAACAGAAUGUGUGAAGGAAAGAAAGUA